Messenger RNA from Gaeumannomyces tritici R3-111a-1, 477 nucleotides. RefSeq lists its product as hypothetical. The transcript has 4 exons. Bases 1 to 477 code for a protein of 158 amino acids. The record is from RefSeq and is a predicted model, not a curated record. NCBI's taxonomy places the organism in Eukaryota, Fungi, Ascomycota, Sordariomycetes, Magnaporthales, Magnaporthaceae.
AUGCGCCUGCGCCGCCUGGGCAUGGCCCGGGCGCCCUUCCUAUUGCUUGUUUGGCAAAGGUAUGGAUUGCUACGAGUACUAGGAAAGGCAGUUUGGUGCGCCGAUGACCAGGCCAGAAGAGCCGCUACGACAGGCGCCUACGUCGUUAAUGAGAUGAAUGUGAAAUAUAUCUUGCUUCAUAUCUUGUUGUGUUGUAUUCUUUGCAUGCUUGGGUGCCUCACUACCACGGUCUCCCGAAAAAAGUCUGGACCGCAAUUUAUUCCCCACCACCACAAAAAAAAGAGCCCAUCCGGAAAACUUCGGCACUCCGGCAAAGCAAAAAGCGUUAUUGUGGCUAUAAGUGUGGAGUGCGGCGCGGGCAUAUUGUUUGGCUUUGGUGCUGGUACAAUUGUAGUGGGAAAGGUAGAGUUUGGGUGGGGGGAAAUUUUUGCGGUCCAGACUUUUUUCCGGGCACCGUGGCGGCUUAGUAUGGGCUAG